AUGGAAAAGAGUCAAAAUAUAUUAUUUUCAACAUAUUUUCUUGGUCAUUUAUCUCUUUGUAGUUACAUGCUGAUGCGUGAGACGUGGCACUGGCAUCCAAUGGAACGUCCAUCUUUUUCCGAGAUUGUUGAAAAUUUAGAUAAAAUUUUAAGCAUAACUGCAAAUGAAGAAUACUUAGACUUAGGUUUACCACAACUUGAAACUCCGCCAAGCUCAAGUGAUGAGUCUGGCGAUAACAAAGAUGAGUUUCCUUAUCUUUUGUAA
Molecule: messenger RNA, 264 nt
Organism: Clunio marinus
Lineage: Eukaryota; Metazoa; Arthropoda; Insecta; Diptera; Chironomidae
Source: the annotation of a GenBank genome assembly